Thecamonas trahens ATCC 50062 is the source of this 1182-nucleotide messenger RNA. Its product is annotated as TPA regulated locus. Gene Ontology annotation, molecular function: manganese ion transmembrane transporter activity; calcium ion transmembrane transporter activity. The record is from RefSeq and is a predicted model, not a curated record. NCBI's taxonomy places the organism in Eukaryota, Apusomonadida, Apusomonadidae. The coding region runs from base 68 to 1156 and encodes 362 amino acids. Gene Ontology annotation, biological process: Golgi calcium ion transport; calcium ion transmembrane transport; manganese ion transmembrane transport. Gene Ontology annotation, cellular component: Golgi apparatus. The transcript has a single exon.
GAGGCUAUGGACGGGCGAGUGGAGGGAGGAGGGGAAAGCACACGUCUCCGCAACCAGGUGCAGAAGGAUGCGGAUGACUGUACGGAAGAAUGUGGUUGUGGUGGGCAUGGUCUUGUGUCUCAUGGCUGUGGGUAUGCUAGCUGAGGCAGCGGCGACGGCCGGGCCGGGCCGGGCGGCGGGAGGCACGCCGCCUAUGAGCAAGGCUGACGGGAUGGGCAAGAGCAAGAGCAAGAGCAAGACGGUGGGCGAUGAUGGUGGGCGCGUGGAUCGGCGUCGUGGCGGAGGAGCGGUGAGUGGAGGCAGCAAGGAUGGCGACGUGGUCGGCUCGGCCAAGGGCAGCUCACAGACGGCGGCGGCGGCCAACGACGACGACGGUUUUGUGGCGUCGUCGAUGGCGGCGCUCUCGAUGAUUAUUGUGUCUGAGAUUGGCGACAAGACGUUCUUCAUUGCUUGCAUUCUCUCGAUGCGGCACCCGCGGAUGAUUAUCUUUCUGGCAGCGCUGGCAGCGCUCGGCUUUAUGACGGCCAUCUCGGCGGCCAUGGGCUGGGUCGUCCCGCUCCUCGUUCCGCGGGAGUACACCCACUGGAUCGCCACGAUUUUGUUUGCCAUCUUUGGCGUUCGCCUGCUCAAAGAGGCGCACGAGAUGCAGGGCGAUGAGGAAAACGACGAGCUGAUCGAGGUGCAGGACGAGCUUCGCGAGAAGCACCUCAUGUCAUCUGACUCGGAGGAGGCCGACGUCGAGGCUGGGCUUGCCGGCGGCGCAACCAACUUUGGCAUUUCACUGCAGGACGCCGGGCCGGGCACGCCGCGGCGGCCGCGGUCGGGCAAGAAGGCGCGCAAGGGCUCGGCCGCUCCGUGGUAUGCCAUGCUCGUCUCGCCCAUCUUUGCGCAGUGCUUCCUGCUCACCCUCCUCGCCGAGUGGGGCGACCGCUCGCAGAUUGCAACCAUCAUCAUGGCCGCCUCGCGCAAUCCGUAUGGUGUCACCUUUGGCGGCACUCUCGGCCAUGCGCUCUGCACCGGCGUCGCUGUUGUCGGUGGCCAGGUCCUCUCCGAGCGCAUCUCGGUCAAAUCGGUCUCGUACGUCGGCGGCGCGCUCUUUGUUCUCUUUGCCAUCACUUCACUUGUCCAGGGGCCCGACGACGGCGGCUCAGUGUAGCCACAAUGAACACUCUCUUUAAGCCA